This is a messenger RNA of Meriones unguiculatus (Mongolian gerbil), 2472 nucleotides long. RefSeq names its product receptor transporter protein 3 (gene Rtp3). Gene Ontology annotation, cellular component: cytoplasm. The coding region runs from base 372 to 1976 and encodes 534 amino acids. The record is from RefSeq and is a predicted model, not a curated record. Gene Ontology annotation, biological process: protein targeting to membrane; protein insertion into membrane; detection of chemical stimulus involved in sensory perception of bitter taste. NCBI's taxonomy places the organism in Eukaryota, Metazoa, Chordata, Mammalia, Rodentia, Muridae. Gene Ontology annotation, molecular function: olfactory receptor binding. The transcript is spliced from 3 exons.
AGCUUUCAGCUUGGGAAAUAGCCCGCCAGGGUGAUAGGUCAAUGGCCAGCUGGGUGAUAGGAAGACCCACCCUGUCUGUGGAUAGGGUCUUGGGGGGUAGACACUCAGAAUCUUAUCUGCCUUCCCUAGAGUGCUGCCUGCUCCAACUCUGGCCCUGCUCUACCUAGCUCUCCUUUGGUUUGGGGUGAUGGUGAAGCUUCUUGUGGUAGAAGGCAAUGGGACCCUGUUGGUCUUAGGCCAGCAGCCUCCCACCCACGUGGGAGGUGGGACACAUCACCUAAUCCCCAACUUUGAUUCUGGUCUGUCCAGGCCCACAAGACACUGCCCGGGCAAACGGAACCCUGCCCCAGCUUAGGCACAGUACUGCAACCAUGAUGGAAGACAUAGAACUAUGGCAACAAGUGUUCCAGGAGCUGAUUCAAGAGGUGAAACCGUGGCACAAAUGGACCCUCACACUAGACAAGGACCUUCUCCCUGACGUUCUGAAGCCAGGGUGGACGCAAUACCAGCAAAAGACCUUCGCCAGGUUCCACUGUCCCUCCUGCUCUCGAAGUUGGGCCUCUGGCCAAGUCAUGAUGGUCUUUCACAUGCGCUGGCGUGAGAAGAAGGGCAAGGGACAGGUGAAGAUGAGGGUGUUUGCUCAGAGAUGCAAUCAGUGCCCUGAGCCUCCAUUUGCAGCUCCAGAGUUUACUCGGGACAACAUCUCAAGGAUCUUAAACAACCUGCUCUUCCGAAUCCUGAAGAAGUGCUAUAAGGAAGGGUUUAAGCAAAUGGGCGAGAUUCCUUUGCUUGGGGAUACCAACCUCGAAGGACCGCAUGACAGCAACAACUGUGAGGCAUGUCUACAGGGCUUUUGCGUUCAGGGCUUAGGCCCAGCCUCAAAGCCACCAGCACCCCCAUUAUCUCCCACCUCCAAGCCAACUAGGGAGCCUAAGGCCACUGCCGUUUGCAGCAACAUUCCCUGCUCACAGCCCUCCUCUAAGGUGGAAAAGCCCCAAGCAACAACAGUGAACCCCAAAGCCAGCAACUCUACCAAAGAUAACCCCAAGAUUAGCCACACCUCAAAACCAUCAACUGUCCCAAUAUUGACAACCCAACAGUUGUCACUGGUAAGCUCACCUACUCCCAGACAUGUCACUCAAAUGCCUUCUCCUGUAGAGAGCCUCGGGGCAGCAGAUCUAGCUAACAAGAACACCAGGCCCAAGACCCCAAAGGCAUUGCCCCAAUCCUCCUCAUCUGUCCCAUCCACUUCCUCCUCAUUUGUCCCACCGACUUCCUCCUCAUUUGCCUCACCCACUUCCUCAUAUGAUGGACCCUCCUCUAAAGUGGAAAAGCCCCAAGCAUCAAAAGUGAACCCCCAAACCAGUAACCCUACCAAAGAUGACCCCAAGGUUAGUCAUACCUCAAAACCAUCAACUGUCCCAAUAUUGACAACCCAACAGUUGUCACUGGUAAGCUCACCUAUCCCCAGAUAUGUCACUCAAAUGCCUUCUCCUGUAGAGAGCCUCAGGGCAGCAGAUCUAGCUAACAAGAACACCAGGCCCAAGACCCCAAAGGCAUUGCCCCAAUCCUCCUCAUCUGUCCCAUCCACUUCCUCCUCUUAUGUCCCACCAACUUCCUCCUCAUUUGUCCCACCCACUUCCUCAUUUGUUGUGCCCACUUCCUCUUCAUAUGUUGGUUCCAGUUCUUGGAGAUCACCAGCAAAUACCACUUGCCAAGUAGAGAUAAGCAGCCGUAUCCGCCGAGAAAGUGAGGCUUUCUGCUGCGGGGCCUGCUGCGGGGCCUGCUGCGGGGCCUGCUGCGGGGCGUGCUUCGAGGGCUGCUGUGGGUGUGGAGAGGUCUGCUGCAGGAUUGGCUUGGCCUGCUGUGAGUGCUGGUGCCGGUUCAUUGUGGCCUUCUGUGACUUAAUGUCACACAGUCCAUGUGGCUGCUUGGUCUUUAUAAUCUUACUUAUUAUUGUUGUGAACUUAUUUUAAAAUGAGAUCCAUAAGCCUUGAAAAAAGAACGCUGAGAGGAAAAGCAAGAACUACAACAUCCCCCCAAGUCAUACGUUGUAUAAUCCCCUUCAUAUGAAAUGUCAGUGAAGUCAGUGGAGUCCAGAGGUGGCUGCCGGGACUGGAGGAAGAGGAGAAUACAAGGCCACUGUUUGAGCAGUGUGGGAUUUGAGGGGAAGGGUGAUGAAAAUGUCUGGGAAUUUGAUGGAAAUGGUAGCCGCCUCUCACCAUUGUCACUAAUCUUUCUAUCUUGAGACGGUUAAUUCUUCUCAGGCUGGAUAGAUGGUCCAUGGGUUAAUGAACUCAUUGGCUGCUCCUCAAGAGGUCCUGAGUUCAAUUCCCAGCAACUACAUGGUAGCUCACAACCAUCUAUAGUGAGAUCUGAUGCCCUUUUCUGUCUGAUGCUCUCUUCUGUCAUGCAGGCACACAUGCAAAUAGAGUGCUCAUAUACAUAAAUAAAUAAAUCUUUUAAAAAAUG